AUGCCCGGUUCCUUCCUCUGGCUAGUCCCUCCCGCCUCCCACCCGCUCCACACCAUCCUAACCAACCUCAUAACCACCACCCUCCCUGCCCUCCUCUCCCCCUCCCCCCACAACCCCACCUUCGUCCCGCACCUCACCCUAACCUCAGACAUCCCCCCGGACACACACGGCCCCGACCCCCAGGCCUGGCUAGACUCGAUCCCCUGGCCCAGCCGCCCCGGCUCCGUCCGCGUCCGCCUCCUCCCCUCGGGGCCCCGCACCGACGACGACGCCUUCUUCCGCCGCUGCUACCUCCCCGUCGACCCGGGCGGCGGCGUCGCCGAUCUGGCCGCCCUGGCGCGGGCGUGGGCUGUCGAGGGCGAGGGCGGGGCUGAAUCCGGCGCCGGCGGCGAGAAGACUGCCGCCUGGCUUCAGAGUUGGUUGGCCGGGUUUGGGCCGCAUGUCAGUCUUGUGUACGGCAAUGACCCGAUCGACGAGGCGAAGCUGGAUGAGGUGAGGAGAGCGGUCCGGGAGGCCGGGGUUAAACUCGAGGGCGAGGCCCCCGUUUCCGGCGAAGACGGGUGGGAUGGCUGGGAGGGUGGGGUUAUCUGGUUGAUCCCGGCCGGCAGGCCCGUCAGUCAAUGGAGCCCUAUUGCGACCCGGGAGCUCUGA
This is a messenger RNA of Phialemonium atrogriseum, 651 nucleotides long. RefSeq names its product 2',3'-cyclic-nucleotide 3'-phosphodiesterase. The record is from RefSeq and is a predicted model, not a curated record. Bases 1 to 651 code for a protein of 216 amino acids. Gene Ontology annotation, biological process: cyclic nucleotide metabolic process. The transcript is spliced from 2 exons. NCBI's taxonomy places the organism in Eukaryota, Fungi, Ascomycota, Sordariomycetes, Cephalothecales, Cephalothecaceae. Gene Ontology annotation, molecular function: 2',3'-cyclic-nucleotide 3'-phosphodiesterase activity.